Molecule: messenger RNA, 4633 nt
Organism: Salvelinus fontinalis (brook trout)
Lineage: Eukaryota; Metazoa; Chordata; Actinopteri; Salmoniformes; Salmonidae
Product: ankyrin repeat and SOCS box protein 2-like
Exons: 10
Coding region: 101-2074 (657 amino acids)
Biological process (GO): intracellular signal transduction; protein localization to ciliary inversin compartment
Cellular component (GO): ciliary inversin compartment
Molecular function (GO): protein binding
Source: RefSeq, a predicted model, not a curated record
CAGAGAAGUGGAGAAGUCUUAGUAGGGGAGACUAACCAAAGAGGAAAACUUGGACACUUUUUUUUAGGAAAACAGUCAAAGUUUAGGAGAAAGAUUCAACAUGGCAGUUGCCAGCAUGGCCAUGCCUGGCUCCACAGCAGGCCCCACACUGGGUUUUGAUGACUACAGUCUCUACAGCAACCUGUCAGAUGAUGAGCUGAUGCAGCUGGCUAUCGAACGCAGCCUCAGUGAGACCCACGAUGCCACUGCACCGGGUGAAGCCAGCAACACCACCACAGCUCUAGGAAGAAGAAUAGUCCAGUAUAGGGAAAAUCCACCCCCAACCAGGGUGAACCCACCAAAUCCACCAAGGCAGGAACCAAGCCACAGGCCGCCUACUGCCAAACCAACUGACGCAGAAGAGGACACUAUUGUGAAAGCAAUCCUGAAUGGUGAUGUGACUACGUUACGAGCUAUGGCUAAAGACACCGGGAAUAACAUUCUGCGGCCUGACAAGUAUGGAUGGAUCCCGCUGCACGAGGCUGCAUAUUAUGGCCAAGACCAGUGUGUCAGGGUUCUUCUUGGGGCUCAACCUGGAAUGAUUAACAAAUGCGACCUAAAAGGCCAGACUGCUCUUAUCUUGGCGGUGGGCAGGGAAAUGGUGGCCUGUGUAAAGGCGCUUCUGGAGAAAGGGGCAGACCCAGGACUCGCCACCAAGGAGAGAGAGACCCCCCUCUACAAAGCUUGUGAAAGGGAGAAUGCUGAGAUUGUGGCCAUGCUUCUGAAUCACGGUGCUGUGGUGAACAAACACUGCAUCCAGGGCUGGACGGCUCUCCAGGAGGCUGUGAGCCGCAACAGUGUGGAGAUAUGUGAGAUGUUGGUCCAGGCCGGGGCUAAGCUCAGCCCAACCAACAUGUACGGUAUCACGCCCCUGUUUACUGCAGCCCAGAGUGGAUGCGUGGAAACACUUCGAUUUCUCAUUAAACACGGUGCUGAUAUCAACAGCGAGGCCAGCGAUGGGGCCACAGCUCUGUAUGAGGCGGCUAAGAAUGGCCAUGAAGACAUUGUGAAGCUUCUUCUUUCUCAGAAUGCUGAUGCCAACAAAGCGGGCAAGAAAGGACUUCUGCCACUACAUAUCGCUGCCCAACGAGGAACUGAUGGAGAAACCCUGCUGACCUAUGACUUCUACAAUUAUGACAAGUCAGUUAAUAUUGUGUCGUUGCUGAUCAAAGCCACCAGCAAGUCCAGAGUGAAUCGCAGUGGCAUCAGUCCCCUCCAUCUUGCCGCCGAGUGCAACAGGGAUGAAGUCCUGGAGGUCCUAAUCGAGGCCGGCUAUGAUGUCAAUGCCAUGCUGUCAGAGGACCGCUCCAAGAUGUACGAGGAUCAUCGCAGCACAAUUCUAUACUUUGCCGUCACCAACGGCAAUGUGGAAGCGACCACCAUGCUUCUAGAAGCCGGUGCUAACCCCAACCUAGACACCUUCAACACGCUACUGGUGGCCGUGAGGCAGGGUAGUAUCGAAUUGGUCACUUUGCUGGUGGAGCACGGGGCCAACGUUAACGCCUACGUCCCCACUCACCCCACCUCAUUCCCGGCCACUGUCAUGUUCAGUAUGAAGUACCUGUCCAUGCUGAAGUAUUUGAUGGACAAUGGCUGUGAUGCCCACUCCUGUUUUAGUUGCACUUAUGGCAGUGGUCCACAUCCACCCAUUCAAGAGACAUCUGAGAGGGAUGACUUGCGCUACAAUAACGAUACACCCAGGAAUACUGGGAAAGCUGUUCAGUUCUGUGAGAUAAUCUCAACUCAGGCAAUAAACCGCUGGGCAGGACCCAUCAUAGACAUACUCCUGGAUUAUGUUGGCCAUGUGAAACUCUGCUCCAGACUUACUGAACACCUAGAUAGCUUUGAGGACUGGGAAGCCAUCAAGGAGAAAGCAACGCCACCGCGUCCACUGAUGCAGCUGUGUAGGCUGAAGAUCCGGCAGCAGGUUGGAAUCCACAGACUGAGGUGCAUCAACAAACUGCCCCUCCCACCACGAGUAAUCAAGUACCUUAACCACGAAGAGCGCAACCAAGAAGAGUUUUGUGCAUUCUAGAGAGUGACAUCAUAGUCAAAGCAAGAGAUGACAGAGGGAAUGCCUCACAAAAUCAAUUGACAUAAUCAGUGUUUAUGGUGUGAAUAUUUUUACUGAUAUUUGAGUAGUAAUGUAGAGUACAGUUACAUUUCACAAUUAAACUUUAAGAUCAGACUUAUAUAGUAAUUUAAUAAGCUCACCCGACAGGUAGACUUACCAAAGUCGGUAGCAUUUUAUUUGACUGUUGUAGACAUUACUAGGUACUUUCUAGUAAUUACUUUUAUUUAAAUUACUAGGUAUUCGCAAGUACAUGGUAAAAUGCUAAUUAUAGUUUUAACAUAUUCAUUACUUGUUUGUUUCAGUGAGACCAAUUUAAGCAAAAUUUUUAAACAAAUAUUGAAAUGGGAAUUUUGUCAAGUUUAGAAAAUCUACAUGUUUAAGUGUACAGUAAUUUUGGGGCGUUAUAGGACCCUGUAAGGCAAGCUUUUAUGAAUUUAUAAGUUCAACCUUAGUUGAGACUUCAUAAUAUUGUUAUUGAGAAUAGUCUAUUCAAUUUCUCAAUGGAAGAUAAAUAUGAAAGAAGUACACAAAUGGAUUUUUGUCAAGGUUUGGAAAGCUGCCUAUUUGAUUGCGCAGUAUUUUUGGGGAAACAUUUUACUCUUUUAGGCUACCUUAUAUGUACAGUUGAAGUCGGAAGUAUACAUACACCUUAGUCAAAUACAUUUAAACUCAGUUUUUCACAAUUCCUGAAAUGUUAUCCUAAUAAAAAUUCCCUGUCUUAGGUCAGUUAGGAUCACUACUUUAUUUUAAGAAUGUGAAAUAUCAGAAUAAUAGUAGAGAGAAUUAUUUAUUUCAGCUUUUAUUUCUUUCAUCACAUUCCCAGUGGGUCAGAAGUUUACAUACACUCAAUUAGUAUAUGGUAGCAUUGCCUUUAAAUAGUUUAACUUGGGUCAAACAUUUCGGGUAGCCUUCCACAAGCUUCCCACAAUAGGUUGGGUGAAUUUUGGCCCAUUCCUCCUGACAGAGCUGAUGUAACUGGGUCAGGUUUGUAGGCCUCCUUGCUCUCACACGCAUUUUCAGUUCUGCCCACAAAUGUUCUAUGGGAUUGAGGUCAGGGCUUUGUGAUGGCCACUCCAAUACCUUGACUUUGUUGUCCUUAAGCCAUUUUGCCACAACUUUGGAGGUUUGAUUGGAGUCAUUGCCCAUUUGGAAGACCCAUUUGUGACAAAGCUUUAACUUCCUGACUGAUGUCUUCAGAUGUUGUUUCAAUAUAUCCACAUAAUUUUCCUUCCUCGUGAUGCCAUCUAUAUUGUGUAAUGCACCAGUCCCUCCUGCAGCAAAGCACCCCCACAACAUGAUCCUGCCACCCACAUGCUUCACGGUUGGGAUGGUGUUUUUGGCUUUUUUGGCCUCCCCCUUUUUCCUCCAAACAUAAUGAUGGUCAUUAUGGCCAAACAGUUCUUUCAUCAGACCAGAGGACAUUUGUCCAAAAAGUACGAUCUUUGUCCCCAUGUGCAGUUGCAAACCGUAGUCUGGCUUUUUUGGGGUGGUUUUGGAGCAUUGGCUUCUUCCUUGCUGAGCGGCCUUUCAGGUUAUGUCGAUAUAGAUACUUUUGUACCCGUUUCCUCCUGCAUCUUCACAAGGUCCUUUGCUGUUGUUCUGGGAUUGAUUUGCACUUUUCGCACCAAAGUCUCUAUCUCUAGGAGACAGAACGCUUCUCCUUCCUGAGCGGUAUGACGGCUGCGUGGUCCCAUGGUGUUUAUACUUGCGUACUAUUGUUUGUACAGAUGAACGUGGUACCUUCAGGCAUUUCGAAAUUGCUCCCAAGGAUGAACCAGACUUGUGGAGGUCUACAAUUUAUUUUCUGAGAUCUUGGCCGAUUUAUUUUGAUUUUCCCAUGAUGUCAAGCAAAGAGGCACUGAGUUUGAAGGAAGGCCUUGAAAUACAUCCACAGGUACACCUCCAAUUGACUCAAAUGCUGUCAAUUAGCCUAUCAGAAGCUUCUAAAGCCAUGACAUAAUUUUCUGUAAUUUUCCAAGCUGUUUAAAGGCACAGUCAAUUUAUUGUAUGUAAACCUCUGACCCACUGGAAUUUUGAUUAAGUGAAUUACUUGUGACAUGCACAAAGUAGAUGUCCUAACAGACUUGCCAAAACUAUAGUUUGUUAACAAGAAAUAUGUGGAGUGGUUGAAAAAGAAGAAUUAUUGACUCCAACCUAAGUGUAUGUAAAAUUUCGACUUCAACUGUAUAUAUACGUUGUGUUUUUGUAAAUAUUAAAUUUGUACAGUUUAACUUAUGCCAAAGAUAGCAGUUGAACAUUAAGGUUUACAGCAUUUCCUGAAAGUAAAUUUCACAGGAGAGAUUGAGAAUGAGAACAAAGCACUAUAUUUAAUUUGAUAUGUGUAAAUAGAUUCCAAUUUGUGUAUUUGCAGUAUUCUGUAUGGCAUCUGAGGUAAGGGUCACCUUUUUCUAAUAUUUGGGUAUAUUUCUCUAGAAGGUGACCUCCAUGUACUUUUAUUUCCGAUCAUGGAAACAAUUCAAUCUUGUGUCUGGAAAAAAAUAAACAUAAUUUGAAUAUCAA